Messenger RNA from Funneliformis geosporum, 228 nucleotides. The record is from the annotation of a GenBank genome assembly. Lineage: Eukaryota; Fungi; Glomeromycota; Glomeromycetes; Glomerales; Glomeraceae.
AUGCCACCAAUAUCAAAAAAAAAAUUGCGUGACGCUGAACAAAGUCCAAGUAUUAUAGAUAUCAAAUCAAGUUUGCCAACUGAUCCAAGUAGUGAUAAGUUGCCUUUUAUAAAAAAUGCUGAAACAAACGUUGAAGAUAACGAAAAAUUUGCAACAUCAGAUAUUGCGCGUGGUGUCUUGCAUGUGAAGCAGAUGCGUACAGUAGGAUUUAAUGGAAAUUUUGAUUGA